GACUUCUUUGAUGUGAGCCGCCGCGUUUCGUCUUACCCCCAAACACUGUGCUUCUGGUUGACCAAUAGCAAGAAAUAAACGCUAACUUGUGCGUGAUUGUUCACAAAUUAUCUUCGUGUCGGUUUAUUCUCAACCGCAAUUGGGUCGGUGAGAUGUUCCAGGAAGGACCAAGUCUUACAUGAACGAGUCGAGAUAUACACCUGUCGAUGCAGGCUUUGGAUGACGGCGACACGUUUGCUGUGACGGGAUGGCUACUUCCGAGCCUCUAUUAGUUUGCAAGGGUGGGGGAGUCGGGUGAGAUAUUUUAGUUGAAGGAUGGAAUUCAAGUCAAGGAGAAAUUUUUUCGUCAGAUGAAAAGAAAGUAAUGAAAGUUAUCCUGGCUUGUGAGCAACUAGUCUGAUUGUCACGCCCGAUAUGCUUUUGCAUUAAAUGUUGAACGAUAUUGUUUUGUGCUUUCCUUGACGCGUAAGAUUGCAUUGCAUCUUCUUGAGUGGGGACCCCUUGAUCACGACAUUGAGCGUGGCCGGAAUUUCAUGUAGCAAAUUGUGAGGCGGCUUUACCAUCAUUUUUCUAAACGUGGCGAUGGCAUCUCAUGAAUUUGGUAUCGGGAUUUUGGGUAAGCCAUUAUAGUUUUACAGAAGAGAAGCUUGAGUUCUGCAUUUACGGAAGUCGGAGUUCCUCGGUUGACCUCACAGUGACAAUGUUUACUAUUUUACUGUUAUCCAUGAGAGGGAGGAGCUGGUCACUAACGUGCCAGUUUUGCCGUUAUGUUUUGAAUUUCGGUUGUUCUUUAACCUACCUUUUAGUUUAGAACGCCGCCCGUGACGUCGUAGUUUCCACUUUCGCAAUUUGUCAUGUUUUAUUCCACUCCCUUCAUUAUUUUAUGAUAGUUUAGGUUUUUUUUUUUUUUUUUUUUUUUUCGUUGUCGGUUGUACUAUCAGUUUUGGACGGAAGGAAGGUGCUUAUACUGCAUCAAUGCAGAAGAAGAGCCAGUUUUGAUGUUGAGAAGUGAGAUCGUGGUUGGGGUUUUGAGAGAAUUUCGAUAUUGGUGACCUACAACUUCCGAGUCCGUUUAUAGCAGUAGUGAAGGAGUUGAUCCAUAUUCAAAGGAAACUGUGACAUCGCCACUGAUUAGAUUUGGGUCUUAGAUACGGCGUGAGAAAGAACCAGACAGAAGGAAUUGAUGUCUGUUUUAGUAUUCUGUACACCAAUUUAAGGCAAGGGGAGGGCUGGCUUUAAGAGGCUCAAAGAUAUGGAAGAAUCCGAAAGGGAGGAAGAGGAUAUCGAAGUUGCGGCAGAGAUUGUGGCUAGGCUCAAUAGUGAGAGCUUGAAAGAGAGUCAAGCGGCAGCGAAGGAUUUACGGAUGAUGGCGAAAGUUGAUGAGAGUUGUAGGGGUCCAAUUGCUGAAGCGGGGGGGAUCGAGGCCUUGUUGCCCCUCCUGCACUCUUCUGAUCCAGACUUGCAAGAGAACGUCAUCACCACUCUCCUAAACCUCUCCAUCAACCCACUGGUUCGCGUGCGCAUCACGCAGACACAGAAUGCUUUGGAAGCCAUAUUGAAUGUUAUCCGCUGGGGCCACACAGCAGCGUCCAAGGAGAACGCUGCUGCUACUCUUUUCAGCCUCUUGAUCGUGGAAGAUUACCGUGACGUAGUGGGAAGACAUCCCUUGGCUAUCGUUGCCCUCCUGGCGCUUUUGCGCGACGCUCCAAGGCAUCGUGGCAAAAAAGACGCCAUCAAGGGUCUGUUUCACUUGUCCUUGCAUGACGCCAACAAGCCUAGGUUGGUCGAGGAGGGAGUAGUGCAAGUGCUGAUGUCAUAUGUGCGUGAUAGGGGCUCCGGUCUCGUAGACGACUCGCUGUCCGUGCUCGCUAUACUCGCCCUCUGCGAAGAAGGUGCCAUUGCUAUUGUUGGAGCCUCCGCACUUCCAAUUCUGGUUGAGAUUCUAAGAGCAGGUUCGCCAAGGUCGCGGGAAAAUGCAUUAUCAGUGCUUCUGGCUCUCUACAAGGGUAGCAACGAAAUUAUAUUAGAAAGAGUGGCUUUCUACAACCACCAGAUUGUUUCCAUGUUGUGUAGCUUAUCAGUGAUUGGCUCCGAUCGCGCCAAACGCAAGGCGAACGAGCUCAUGCGUAUGCUCGUGGUCUCGGAUUACUCAAGUGACUCUAUGUCAUCGCGUUCUAGUCGAAGUGGCUCAUCAUUCUUGAAUAACUUCGACUCCAGAUCCUGAGUGCGGCGGUAAUAUUUGAGAAAUCAAGGACUUAAAGUGCAUGUGGCGACAAAAUGCUUUACUGUUGGUUAUCGUUGGAGCUUGGCAGUGGUUGGCAAAGGAACGAUGCGGAUCCAGGAACAGAUGCUCCUAUAAGCUGAAAAUUGCACUACUGAGUUCCUCAACAGUGGCCUCACAAUCGAUUCAUCAGUUCGCUUGCAGCAUCAAAAUCACUGGGGUGGUAUUCACCAGUUUUUCAAGUCGCAGAUGCGAUGGUCUCAUAGCUCCUUUCUUCACUGCCAAGUUGGGCAUGAGAACGACCACUGCAAGAUUCACAGUCGGCGCAGUUGUGAACCCAAUGGCAGAUCAGUAGAAUCUUGUGCUAACAUCCGAACUGAAGGGUUCUAAAGCUUCCAGCUUGCACUCAGGCACAAGUAGACACCGAAACGACUUCUACAUCGCUGCCUGUGCUGCCAUGGAACAGUACCAGCAGGAAUUGCAAUGCCGAAACGGAAAACCUGUAAACUUGUCGAUAUGCUUCCUUCCACCCUAAACCAGCCACACUGAGAAAGCCGGAAAGACCGAGCAUGAAAGUAUUUCACGCUCACCAUGAAUGCGUCACUUCAUUUCAUGACAUCCCAUUGUAUGCAGCAUUAGUGAAACCUUCAGUAAGGGCUCUCUUUUCCUUGGUCUUAAAGAGUCUUAAAUAGGCUCUCCGAGCUCACCUUUACUAGGUCGUGUUUCUAGCUUCUUGAGGAAAAACAGCGGCGCUUGUCCCCAAAAAAUCAUUGACCCAUUUUUCUAUAAAGCAUGCUUUGUUGUGUAUUGUAAA
Molecule: messenger RNA, 3035 nt
Organism: Physcomitrium patens
Lineage: Eukaryota; Viridiplantae; Streptophyta; Bryopsida; Funariales; Funariaceae
Product: U-box domain-containing protein 1
Molecular function (GO): protein binding
Source: RefSeq, a predicted model, not a curated record